AAUCCCUCACCAUCGAAAACCCGCUGGCCCCCAAAACACACUCUUUUCUCUCUCUAUCUCUCUCAUUUUCUGGAUUUUGGAAUCUUGCAUACGAAACUCGGAAAUCGAGAAGAGCAAAAAAUCGCAUGCCCUAGAAAUUACGAGAAAAGAAAAGGAAAUUUUCCGGUCAAAAAAACAUCGACUCUUUGAUCCGCAUACACUGUUUGUUACAUGCAAAGGCAACUAACUUGUCAUUCUGAUGCAUUUGGGUGAAUAUUCCACAAAUUGUCCCUCCUGGUUACAAGUUUAAAUUUGCCAAGAAUACAUUUCCCCAAUAUUGUGAUUUUAACCUCUGAUACGCUUCAACUGACUUGGCGGUAAAUUUUCAUCAUGGUUGCUACUGCUGCCACCUCUGCAUUCUUUGCUGUUGCUUCUCUGCAACCUGAAUCUGGUGCCAAGACAUCCGGCAAGGGUGGAGGAGUGCCAUCAACUGUAGAUGCACGAGGGAUUAAAUCCAAGUCUGCCUCUAGUGGGAGUUUGCAGGUUAGGACCAAUGCACAAGCUCCUUCCAAGGUCAAUAGCACCAAAUUUGGUGUAGUUGAGGGCCUCAAGGGUGAGAAUGAUACACCAUCACAUCAUGAAAGGACUAUUAUCAACCAAUUGCCGGAUUGGAGUAUGCUUCUUGCUGCUAUCACGACAAUAUUUUUGGCAGCUGAGAAGCAAUGGAUGAUGCUUGAUUGGAAACCAAGGCGCCCUGACAUGCUCACCGACCCAUUUGGUUUGGGGAAAAUCGUUCAAGAUGGUCUUGUUUUCUCUCAAAACUUUUCUAUAAGAUCAUAUGAAGUAGGGGCUGAUCGGACUGCUUCUAUAGAGACAUUAAUGAAUCAUUUGCAGGAAACGGCUCUUAACCAUGUGAAGGGUGCGGGACUUUUGGGUGAUGGCUUCGGUGCAACUCCAGAGAUGUGCAAAAAGAAUCUCAUUUGGGUGGUAACCAAAAUGCAUGUUGUGGUAGAUCGUUAUCCUACUUGGGGCGAUGUUGUGCAAGUCAACAGUUGGGUAGCUGCGUCUGGAAAGAAUGGUAUGCGGCGUGAUUGGAUUGUCCAUGACUGCAAAACAGGGGACAUUCUAACAAGAGCUUCCAGUGUCUGGGUGAUGAUGAAUAAAGAGACACGGAGGUUAUCUAAGAUACCAGAUGAAGUUAGAGUGGAAAUAGGUCCUUAUUUUGUGGAUUCACCUCCUGUUCUGGAUGAGGACAGCAGAAAAUUACCAAAGCUUAAUGAAAGCACAGCAGAUUAUAUUCGUACUGGUUUAACUCCUAAACGGAGUGAUUUAGAUGUCAACCUGCAUGUUAACAAUGUGAAAUACGUUGGCUGGAUUGUUGAGAGCGCUCCACCCCCAAUUUUGGAGAGCCAUGAGCUUUCUAGCUUGACUCUGGAGUACAGGAGGGAGUGUGGGAGGGACAGUGUGCUGCAAUCCCUAACCAAAGUAUCAGGUGGUGGUGGUGGAUCGGUUGAUUCUGGUUAUGUUGAGUGUGAACAUAUGCUUCGACUCGAGGAUGGGCCCGAGAUUCUGAAGGCAAGAACUGAAUGGAGGCCCAAAUAUGCCAACAUUCUUGGGAGCCUUGGUCAGCUUUCUGUGGCCGAAAGUGCUUAACUGUUGAAGUUCUUUGUAGCUGUGGAUUAGCAGUAGUCUCAUCCUGUGUCUCAAUGCCUCUGUAAAAUGUUACUCAAGUAUCGGGAUUUACAUAUGUUUUUUUUUGGGUUAUAAAUAUUUCCUUCUUAUCUAAAGUUCUUAUUUGGGAGAAUAGAGAAAAGUAGUAAGCCCAUUGUAAGUAGAUCUUCUCUCUCUCUCUCUCUCUCUCUCUCUCUCUCUCUCUGUGUGUGUGUUAAGAGUUCCAGGUUGACUGCCUCCUCAAAUUGGCAACUGAUGUUUUUGAUGGCAAUUCUAUAUUUAUUUGUAAUGGAAAAAUGUUCCUCAAAUUGGCAACUGAUGUUUUUGAUGGCAAUUCUAUAUUUAUUUAUAAUGGAAAAAUGUUCUCUGGUGGAA
Camellia sinensis is the source of this 2025-nucleotide messenger RNA. Its product is annotated as palmitoyl-acyl carrier protein thioesterase, chloroplastic. Gene Ontology annotation, molecular function: acyl carrier activity; fatty acyl-[ACP] hydrolase activity. Gene Ontology annotation, biological process: fatty acid biosynthetic process. The record is from RefSeq and is a predicted model, not a curated record. Lineage: Eukaryota; Viridiplantae; Streptophyta; Magnoliopsida; Ericales; Theaceae.